Molecule: messenger RNA, 1551 nt
Organism: Cladophialophora carrionii CBS 160.54
Lineage: Eukaryota; Fungi; Ascomycota; Eurotiomycetes; Chaetothyriales; Herpotrichiellaceae
Exons: 1
Coding region: 1-1551 (516 amino acids)
Biological process (GO): wybutosine biosynthetic process; tRNA methylation
Cellular component (GO): cytoplasm
Molecular function (GO): S-adenosylmethionine-dependent methyltransferase activity; tRNA methyltransferase activity
Source: RefSeq, a predicted model, not a curated record
AUGCAUGACGACCCGCCGCCACCUCGCGAUUCAAUCUCUAAAAAAAGGAAAACACAGCCCGCGAACCCCCUGAUCCGAGGGAUCGUGGCCUUCUGCGAUCAGAAGCCCCAUGUAGGAAUUGUACGCAGAACUGGAUCCACGCCGACGCCGACAACCACAAACACAACUAGCGGCGACACAAGGACAAGUCCAAGUGCAAAUUCAAGUUCAAGCACAAGUUUACCCGUCGUGCUCGCCAUCUCAGACCUCCCGAAACGAUACACGGCUUACGCGCCCCUUCUACUACUGCCCCCGUCAUUCAUCAGCGCGGCACAGCAGACUCCUCCUCUCGCCGCAUGGCCACGCUUCUACAGCACGCUAACGGAAAGCCAGAGGGCCGCUCUAUUCAGAUGUAUUACCGAGGAGGGAUUCCGUGGGCUAGACAUUUCGCGGAUCGCGAUCAACGCACCCAUUGCUGCGUCGGAGGGGGAGGUUACUAACCAAGUGGCAGCGGAAGAGGGACGACUUGAAGGUGGAUAUGACGAUAAGGACAAGGACUGCACGAGGCGUCCAAACGUCCUUCGAAGCCCCUCGGGCUUGAUCCCCGUGUAUGGUGAUUGGGGCCCUGCGCUCCCGUUCGAGCAGCAUAGAGUACGUACUCUAACGCCCACAGCGGAGGACUUCCAGGCCGCGUUCUGGACGGCCACGGCCCAGCAUGAAGGCGUUACGCAGGUUUGGGCGCCACUUUACACGAUGUUCAGCCGGGGGAAUGUGUCUGAGAAGGCGCGCAUUCUGGGCUUGCGGUCUUGGUUUCCGGGAAUGACCACGGCACGCGAGUCAGAGGUCGACGUUGAGAUUGAAUUCGGGAGUCACGACGACGUCACCAUGGUGGAUGUUGUGGACAUGUACGUCGGGAUUGGAUACUUUGCUUUUUGCUAUCUGAAGAGGGGAGUGCGGCGGGUUUACGGGUGGGAUAUCAAUCCAUGGAGUAUCGAGGGGCUGAGAAGGGGUUGUGACAGGAAUGGAUGGAAGUGCCUGGUUGUCAAUGUGGACGCGAUUGGGAGUGUAGGAAGUGCAGCGGGAGGAAGCGUAAGGGAGCUCGCGGAACGGAUUCGAGAAGGCGACCAGGGCGGGCCAGGAGAACAGAACGUGGUGAGAUGUGUGGCAUUCUUGGGAGACAACAAGUGGGCAGCGAAAGUCUUGCAGGAGAUUCAGUCUGAGUUAAGGAGGAUGGAGGGCAAUGCUCGGGUGGAGAGGUCGAACCUGAACAUCAGGCAUGCCAACCUGGGCUUACUGCCUACUUCGAGAGCGAGCUGGCGUGACGCCGUGGUUAUUCUCACAACCAUGCAUGAGGGUGGAAAAGGUGGCUGGCUUCACGUUCACGAGAACGUCGAUAUGCGGGAGAUCGAGCGUAUGACUGGAGAAGUUGUCGACCAAGUCAACAGGCUGCUUCAGGUCAGCCCGGGCGACCGUCGUUUCCACGCAUGUUGCCAACACGUUGAGCAGGUCAAGACGUAUGCGCCUGGAGUCAUGCAUUGUGUUUUUGAUGUCGCAAUCACAUCAAAUGGUUAA